Messenger RNA from Caenorhabditis angaria, 3712 nucleotides. The record is from the annotation of a GenBank genome assembly. NCBI's taxonomy places the organism in Eukaryota, Metazoa, Nematoda, Chromadorea, Rhabditida, Rhabditidae.
AUGAGUCAAACAUCACUGGACCCGCCAAUCGAUAUCAAAUUCCUGGCAGCAGAAAGUGUUAUUUGCUCAGAUCGAAGUGUCGCAUAUCUUGGGCCCUUCGGAAGAACCACCGGAAGAAUCGUCGUCACCCGUUAUCGCCUUGUUUUCAUUGUCGAUGAUGCCUCCCAAAAAUUCCAUCGAAUUUGGACAAUCGAUGUUCCAUUAGGGCAGAUCAGUAAAGUCGAAAAAUACGGUGGAAAAUCGACAAGUUCAAGGGAGGAUGGUUAUGGUUUUAUUGUGUAUUGCAAAGAUUAUCGCAGCUAUAAAUUCUCUUCUUCUCCCCUAGCAACUGGUAGAAAAACUAUAUGCGAUGCUAUAAAUCGCUACGCAUUUCCCCUAACAAAUUCCCUCCCAAUUUUUGCAUUUAUUCAUGCUGCUGAAUCACCUGCGCCUUUAAAAGAUGGUUGGAAGAUCUAUAAUCCUUUGAAAGAGUUUGAAAGACAAGGGGUUCGCGAAUCGAAACAAUGGGUUAUCCUGGAGACUUUGAAUCAAAAUUACAAGUUUUCGGAUACCUACCCGAAAUUGGUAAGGUUUCCCCCAUUAUUUUGGGUCGGUUUUUCUCAAAUAAAACAGGUUCCAGCUCGUGAUUCCCAACAACUUCUGCUGAUCGUGGCAAUGGAUUUCUGAGCAAAAUCGCAGAGUUUCGAAGUCGCCAAAGAAUUCCGGUUUUGAGUUGGUUGAAUAAGCAAACUGGGGCGAGUAUUACACGAUGUUCGCAACCAAUGACUGGGAUGACUGGGAGAAGAAGCGCGGAGGAUGAAAGGUAACAAAAUAUCUGAAAAUUGAAAUGAGAGCUCAAAAUUUGUUCGAAAAUCUCGAUUUUCAUAGGAAAAUGCAGGUUUACUUGUAGUUUCACAUGAAAGUUUGAAAUUUUCAGUUAAAUUUUGACUGAAACAUGAAUAAUCAUGCAAAAUUUGCCGAAAAUUUGAAAUUUCACUGAAAACUGCGGUUUUCUCAGUGAAAUUUCAGAUUUUCAGCAGAAAUGCGGAAGCUAUGCCCAAAUUUUCGAUUUUUCAGCUUCCGAUAGCUGAAAAUUAACAUGAGAGCUCAAAAUUUAUCCGAAAAUCUCGAUUUCAUAGGAAAAUGCAGGUUUACUUGCAGUUUCACAUGAAAGUUCGAAAUUUUCAGAUAAAUUUUGAAAAUGGCGAUUUAUAAUGUGAAAUUUGCUGAAAAUUUGAAAUUUCACUGAAAACUGUGAUUUUCUCCAGUGAAAUUUCAGAUUUUUGGCAGAGAUGCGGAAGCUAUGCCCAAUUUUUUGAUUCUUCUGCUUCUUAGAGCUCAAAAUUUAUCUGAAAAUCUGAAAUUUUCAUAGGAAAAUGCAGGUUUACUUGCAGUUUCACAUGAAAGUUUGAAAUUUUCAGAUAAAUUUUGACUGAAACAUGAAUAAUCAUGCAAAAUUUGCCGAAAAUUUGAAAUUUCACUGAAAACUGCGGUUUUCUCAGUGAAAUUUCAAAUUUUUGGCAGAGAUGCGGAAGCUAUGCCCAAAUUUCGAAUUUUUUGGGAAAACUUGGUUGGAAAUUUGGGGCUUUUGACAUCUAGAGCUCGUGAAUCUGAAAUUUUCAGUUUAUUUCAAAAAUUUCACUCAAAAUCCUCGUUUUUUCAGCCAUUUGACCAACAUAAUGCUAGCAAAUGCAAAUUGUCACCAAUUAUUGAUUUUUGAUGCGAGACCAAUUGUAAAAUGCAAAAGUGAAUCGAGCAAAAGGUGGAGGAUAUGAGGAAAAUUAUGAGAAUGCUUCGUUGAUUUUCCUGGAUAUUCAUAAUAUUCAUGUGAUUCGAGAAUCGCUCAAAAAACUUGUUUUGGCUCUGAUUCCGAGGGUUGAUGAGAAGAGUUAUUAUAAAACGUUGGAUGAAUCGAAAUGGUUGAAUCAUAUUCAGGUUUUUGAUUUUUGGGCGAUUUCUAGAUUUUCAGACGGAUUUUCUUUUGAAAAAGUUUGGUUGAAUCGAUAGAAUAUCGAUUUUUACAUCGUUCCAAUACAAUUUCGUUCUGAGAUAUUCAGAAUUAUCGAUUUUUCUCGAGCUUCGUACGAUAUUUCGUACCAAAAUUAGGAUGAAUCGAUAGAAUAUCGAUUUUUACAUCGUUUCAUACAAAAUUCCUUCUCGGAUUCACAAAAUUAUCGAUUUUUCUCGAGCCGCGGACGAUUUUUCGUACCAAAAUUAGGUUCAAACGAUAGGAAAUCGUAUUUUACAUCGUUUCACAUCAAAUUUAUUUCGGGGGCUAACAAAUUCACAAAUUUUCCUGGAGUUUCUAACGAAAUUCCGUGCAAUUUUCCCCCAAUAAUUCAUUAUUUCAGGCAAUCCUCGAAGGAAGUGUAAAAAUAGUGCACAACGUGGAAAAUAGCAAACAAUCAGUUUUGGUGCAUUGUUCAGAUGGUUGGGAUCGAACUGCACAAUUGACAUCGUUGUCAAUGUUACAAAUUGAUGAAUAUUAUAGAACUCUAGAGGGUUUUAUUGGUGAGUUCUACUAGAAAAUAUUAUAAAUUUAAUUAUUUUAAAAAUACGUUUUUAGUGCUCAUCGAAAAAGAAUGGUGCAGUUUUGGCCACAAAUUCGGACAACGAAUUGGACAUGGCGAAGAUCGGCCAACUGACAGCGAGCGAGCUCCGAUUUUUGUGCAAUUCUUCGAUUGCCUUUGGCAAAUUAUGCAGCAAAAUGCGACGCGUUUCGAGUUCACCGAACAAUUGCUCAUAGUAAUUAUUGAUGAGAUGUAUGCUUGUAAAUAUGGAACAUUUUUGUAUAAUACGGAAAAGAUUCGGCAUGCUGAUAAUGUGGGUUUUUAGGGAUGAUUUGCGAACGAAAAAAUGUUAAAAAUCAAUUCACGAAAAGUCAAAAAAUGUCGAAAAAACAUUAGUUUUUUGAGUUUUUCAACCAAAAAUGAUAUUUUUCAAGCUUCUGCAGUAAUUUCUGAUGAAAAUAAGCUUCGAGAACCCUAUUUUGCUUUAUUUUAUGAAUUUUUUCGAAAUUCAUCAAAAUUAAAAAAAAAAUUUAUUUUACGAAAAAUCAGCAAAUACUUUUUUUUUUUCAAUUUUCAAUUGACCUUGGAAUUCACUUUCCAGAAGGUUUUUGCUGAUUUUUCGUAAAAUUAAAAUAAUUUAAAUUUUGAUGAAUUUCGAAAAAUUCAUAAAAUAAAGCAAAAUAGGGUUCUCAAAGCUUAUUUACAUCAGAAAUUACUCCAGAAGCUUGAAAAAUAUUGAUUUUUCAUCAUUUUUGGCUGAAAAACUCGAAAAACUAAUGUUUUUUCGACAUUUUUUUGACUUUUCGUGAAUUAAAAACAUUUUUUUCGUUCGUGAAUCAGCCUUUUUAAGAACUUGGUCUUGAAUUUAGCCUAAAUUUCCAGAAAUGCGCCGAAAAAACGUUUUCACUUUGGAGUUAUGUUAUGGAGAAUAAGAAACGUUUUCUGAACCCGUUAUAUGAUAAAUGUGAGUUUUUUGGGAGUUAGACUAACUUUUCCUGCAAACCCCUAAAUUUCCAGACUCGAGUAGCGGACCACUUCAAGUAAACCCGUCAUUUUGUCGAUUGCAAGUUUGGACGAAUUAUUAUGCGAGAUCAAAUCCUCACGUUGUAACACCAAAAGAUGAGGGAAUUCAACAAAUAAAUAAUCGCCAAUCUGUCUGCAAAUCGCAAUUUUUGGAAGAAAUCCAACAAUUUGACGAGUUUUCCAAGAAUUUGGCCGCAUAA